CCCUGACAGCACCAGCCUGAGGGGCUGGGAGGGAACUGGCAGAGGGAACAGCAGGCCAGAGGGCAGAGUUCUCUGUGACCUGGCCUGGCCGUUCCUCUGUCUGAACUUACACCUCUAGUCUACUGGGGCUGGCUGAGAUGGGCCGUGCUGGCAGAGGGAUGGCUUGUGCUUGGCCAAGAAGGGGGUCAGUGAUUCGUGAACGAAGAUGGGAGUCCCAAGGGGUGCCCAGUCCUUUUUUCAGGAUGCCCUCCCCUGUUCUCACUUCUCUUCCCUGGGAGGUCUGCAUUUCCUCCUGGCCUUUCCGUCUUCAGGGGAAUCAGUGCUUCCUUUCCUCUUCUGGAAGCAUCCUUGGGGUAGGGAAGAUGUAAGCUUCCAGGUCUUGUUAAGGCUCAUGGGUCCAGGAAAGGAGGGAGUCCUUUAGUGAAGGAGUUCUGGUCUUUGGGGUUCUGGACCUUUCAUUGUAUGCUCUGCAGUGACCUGUGCUAGUCCUGAGACAGGUGUGAAGGCCCAGGUAGAAGGGAAGAGCCGCCCCGUGCGGUUGGGGCUGCUGCCUGGCACUGCCAGCGGCAGCGUGCUUGGAGUGGGUGUUGGGAAGAGUGCAGUGUUUUUGCCCAAGUCCACCGAGUGAGGCCUACACAGCGCUGGGGGUAGCCAGUCGGCCACCUGGGCCCAUUCGUGAGGGUGGCGGAGCCCUGAGAGCUUCCGUGCACUCACAGGAGUGCAGUCAGGGUGAGGGGCUGGUGCUCAAAUCCUUCCCAGCCUCAAGGCCCUGCUUCUCUGAGCUUUAGUUUCUUCCUCUGUGGUGGGAGGAUAAUCCUGGUCAGGGCUGUUGUGAGGAUUAGCACAAUACCUGGCACUGUGUAAGUACUUAGUAUAGGGCGGUUACAUUAGUACUGUUCCUGUUGUCACUGCCACGAUCCUCUCCUUAGGUGUUGCUUUGAGGGGGCCCAGAAGACAGGCAGCCUCACUCAGGUGGUUAUCUCUGAGGACUGAGGGGUGGGGGCCCAAGGCUUCUUCCUGGAGAAGAAGGUAGGCGAGAGGACAGGCAGCGGCAUCUCCCGUGCACCAUCCUCUGGCCCAAAUGCACCUCGAGUACGUACCAGGGGUUCCUGAGACACACCGGCCAGCCCCUGUGCAGAGAUCUUACAGGGGAUUUCCACAGUCGUCAUUCCUGGUGAGCAGCUGAGGUGAAUGGAACCCUGGGAUGGGCCUGUGGGUCCCGGACACUGCCUUUCUGGGCCCCCAGAAGAACUCCCAGGCUGGGAGUGAGCUGAGAGCUGGCCACCAUGAUGGGUGAGUAGGUGCCUGGGCGAGCCAGAAGGGACUUAGAGGAAAGUGGCCAGAGGAAAGGGACUUAGAGGGAGGAUGGGGAGGUGAAGCCCAGAAAGCUUGGGAGGUGAGUCCUGGCCCCAGGAGGAAGGCAGAGUCUGAAGAAAGGGAAAUAGAUCUCAAGGGGAAGAGGUGGCAGAGGGGCAGAAGGGGAGAGAAAGAGAAGGAUUUGGCAGGGGUCCCUGGGUGGCUCAGUUGAUUAAGCAUCUGACUCUUGAUUUUGGCUCAGGUCAUGAUCUCAGGGUUGGGAGAUUGUUCCUUGCGUUGGGCUCUGCACUCAGCAGGGAGUCUGCUUGAGAUUCUCUCUCCCGCUCUCCCUCUGUCUCUCUCUCAAAUAAAUAAAUACAUCUUAAAAAAAGGAUUUCUAGAUAUCAUGGUGAAAACAUCUUCAGAUGAGUGAGGACAAGCAGUGGUAAUCUGACAGUAUCCUUUCUUACAGUUCAGAUGUCUCUAGUAAUUUUUCUGAGGGGUGCAUAUAGCGAUGGGAAUAAAACCUGUUUAUACAUGAAAAAAAAAAAAAAAAAGAGGAUUUGGAGGUAAGAGCACCUGAAGGGUCCAGUGUGCUGGGGACAAAGAGCCGCCACUGAGUAGAAACAGGGAAGGACCAGCCGUAUGUAUCAGGUUGCACUGGUAAUGGGCCUAUGGAGGGUCCCGCAGGGGAGCUAGAGAGGAACAGGGGCCAAUUGUAGACCAGGAGUGGGUGAAGGGGAGAGUGGGUGGGGGAGAUCCCCCAGAUGCGGUUUUGGGAUUCAUUUUAUUUUACCCAGAGUAAGGGGACCCUUCAGAGGCCGACCGUUAACUGAGGAGAUCGGGCCUAAGGAUGGGGGGCUAUCCAGGGCACCCACCCCCAUGCCACUCUUACACUCCAUCUUUUCUCUCUUAUUUCUUUCUGAGGCUGACUUAUCACUGUCUCAUUGGGAAAUGGUUGGUAGGAGCACCCAUCCCUCUGCCUUCCAGAAUAUGGAGGCCCAGAAGGGAGAGCCAAGGGAAGAAGUAAUCAUUGGGGUUGGCAGGGUGAGGUCUGGCAGCCAUGCCCCUUAUCCCUUCCUGGGUCCUCUGUUCAUCAACACUGGUGGGGCUCUGGCUGGAAGAUGGUGGGCCUGCCUUCCUACCCCUCAGGCCUCUCUGAGCAAAGGAGCAACUCGGCUGUGGGAAAUGCAGAAAAUAGGUCUCGCUCUCCUGUCCAUUAGGGGUAAUCAGUGCUCCAUCUUUCCUCCAGAAGCGUUCUAUAAAGGACAGAGGAGAAUCUGGCAUUUGUGAUGGUCACCCUCCUUAGUGUGUAGUGACCACCUCGCCUUCUAGGAACAGGGAAGUUAAAUAAUUCAAGUCCUGAUCAUUCUAGAACUUUCGGACCCCAGGAUGCCAAAGGUAGAUUUAAAAAUCUGAACCAAUAUACCCCUCUCGCAAACUGAUAUUAGCUUCUUUUUCUCCAGUUGGUCCAGGCACAAUGUCCAGCAGAUUUGAGGAAGUCACAAGAGUUGGGGUCCAAGAGGUGGAUCCUGGAGGGAAUGUGAUUGCUGUCGGAAGCAUCCUUGACGCUGACAGAUUUCACUGCUAUUCUCUGGUGAGAGGGAGGAGAAAUUUCUGGGGACACCAGUACCACAGGAUAGACCUCACCCAAGAGGACAUACUGGAGAGACGGGAGGGUAAAGGACUGUUUGAUAAACUGGGUUCUGGGCCCCAAGCUUUCCAGAGAACUCCAAAGGCUGAGUUCCAAGUUCUGGACAUGGUAGACUCAAAGGGAAUGUUGACAGUGAAAUUACCCAAAGAAAUAACAAUUGUAGGGGUCUUCCUAGUCAAGAUACUGGAGAUCCAGAUACCCCAACAAUAUCUGGAUUCCCUUGAGCACAGGAAGCUGAAGAUGUCGGAAAGUGUGGAGCAGCUCAGUGGAGGAGACUCAACCUUCUCCAGGGCUAGCCCUCCCCAGGAUGGAAGCAGAAGACUACCUACUUUGUUGCAAUCAGUCCUGAAAAGGAGAGCAGACCUGUAUCUGGUGACAGAGACUCUGGAGAUGGCAAGGAAGGAAACCCUGAAAAGGGAACGGCAGUGUACACAGCAGAGCUGGAGGAACACAAGGUGAGGAUCCUGGGAGGCAGGGCCUAUGAGAGAACCAAGCCUUGGCCCACCUGCAGUAGGCCGGGGGUGCCAGCCCAGGCCCCCGGCUCUUCAGAUCUUCUUCCAGACUUCCCUGAGCAAUCUCAACUGCUCCUUGGCCGCCUUAGGCUUUCUCUUCGUGCCCCAAGAGAGCAUGUGUGGCAUUGCUAAGUCCCUCCACUGUUAUUCUCCUGUGAUGCCCUGUUUUCAUUUGCUUCUCAGAGUUUCUCACGGUUCAUAAUUACAUGGGGAUUUUUGCUUAUUGUCUGCCUCCCUUUCUGAGAGACAGGAAGGCAGGAGCCACAGCGCCUGGAAUAAAAAGGUCCUUAAUAACCAUUUAUUGAAUCAACAGUGGAAACAACAUGAGUUUUGGGGUCAGGUGCGGGUUCAUAUUUCAGCUCUGCUCCUGUUUUAGCUGUGAAACUGGCUUACCUACUGGUCCUUUUUUUUUUUUUUUUUUUAAGAUUUUAUUUAUUUAUUUAACAGAUAGAGAUCACAAGUAGGCAGAGAGGCAGGUAGAGAGAGAGAGACUCUGGAGGAAGCAGGCUCCCUGGCUGAGCAGAGAGCCCGAUGUGGGGCUCGAUCCCAGGACCCUGAGAUCAUGACCUGAGCCGAAGGCAGAGACUUAACCCCCUGAGCCACCCAGGUUCCCCCCCCCUUUUUUUUUUUUUAAAGAUUUUAUUUAUUUGACAGAGA
Molecule: messenger RNA, 4119 nt
Organism: Mustela lutreola (European mink)
Lineage: Eukaryota; Metazoa; Chordata; Mammalia; Carnivora; Mustelidae
Gene: GSDMB
Product: gasdermin B
Biological process (GO): pyroptotic inflammatory response; defense response to bacterium
Molecular function (GO): phosphatidylserine binding; phosphatidylinositol-4-phosphate binding; phosphatidylinositol-4,5-bisphosphate binding
Source: RefSeq, a predicted model, not a curated record